Molecule: messenger RNA, 384 nt
Organism: Cylicostephanus goldi
Lineage: Eukaryota; Metazoa; Nematoda; Chromadorea; Rhabditida; Strongylidae
Source: the annotation of a GenBank genome assembly
AUGAACGGAAACUGGCCUCGCUUAAUAUUGCAACCAUUUGGGAAUGGAUUACUAGGAGCAAGCGUCAAUUUUGAAGACGUGACGAUGCCAGCUGUUGCAAUGGUAUCGCAAGUUCUUGAGGCAACUGUACUAACAGUCACAUCAGGUACAUUUGCAAAUGCGGAGGAACUAGAAUAUUCGUUAACACAUGACGCCACUCCUCUCACAGUUUCCGGGAAGAUAAGUCUUGCAAAUGGAAAAACGUUAACGCUGACGGAUUCCCCUCUACAAUACUUUGGCAGCGGUCUUUCUAUCCGCGUGGGAAGUGAGGUAUUGAGUGUAGAAGAUGCCAGAUGGGAAGUAAGUCUUUUUGGGCAAGUCCUCUCACAUUUUAUAGUAUUAUAG